Pungitius pungitius (ninespine stickleback) is the source of this 5069-nucleotide messenger RNA. RefSeq names its product CCR4-NOT transcription complex, subunit 3b (gene cnot3b). NCBI's taxonomy places the organism in Eukaryota, Metazoa, Chordata, Actinopteri, Perciformes, Gasterosteidae. Gene Ontology annotation, biological process: nuclear-transcribed mRNA poly(A) tail shortening; regulation of DNA-templated transcription; regulation of stem cell population maintenance. Gene Ontology annotation, cellular component: CCR4-NOT core complex; nucleus; P-body. The coding region runs from base 515 to 3409 and encodes 964 amino acids. The transcript is spliced from 20 exons. The record is from RefSeq and is a predicted model, not a curated record.
AACAGGGCAUCGGAGGAGGAGGUGUUCCUGGCAGCCAUCUUGGAUGUGCGGAGUGAUUGUUUAGCGAGCUGAAUUGACAUUAUAUUUUUAGAAAAAUAGUCUUUGUACUGAAUCGUUGAAGCUUUGCCGCAGUGUGGCGACCGAGGGACGACAUCGCAGCUCGGAAAAAUCCAGUGAAAGAAGGCAUGAAGACAUCAUCCUAGUCAUCAGUCAUGGCCGAUAAAAGGAAACUUCAAGACUGCAGACACGUGAGCGCGAGUCCAAUUUGGAUCAGAUGCAAGAGACCAAAUCAAUCCAGUUCAGGAAUUAAACGUGUUUUCCCCCUGUGUUACUCACAGUAGAAACCCCUCUGCACGGCAGGGACUCAACAGACCCAAUAGAACCAAGCGGGGGGGAAGAAUUGUGUUUUUUUUUUUUGUUUUUUUUGCCGGAGCUGAUGAUGAUGAUGACGGACAGGUCUAAGUGCUGAUCCGUCUGUUGAGAGUUGUACACGCACGGUACCCGAGGUGCACUCAUGAAAAAAAUGGCGAGAGGUAGCCUUGCAAAAGGUGAAAUAGAUCGAUGUCUGAAAAAAGUAGCGGAAGGAGUCGAACAGUUUGAAGACAUUUGGCAAAAGGUGAGGAAGGAUCGUCGGACGGACGGAACCGCGGUUUGCAUCCAAAAUCUCCACAAUGCAGCCAACGCCAACCAGAAGGAGAAAUAUGAAGCAGACCUCAAGAAAGAGAUUAAAAAGCUGCAGCGUCUUCGAGACCAGAUCAAGACGUGGGUCGCAUCCAACGAGAUCAAAGACAAAAGGCAGCUGGUGGAGAACCGCAAACUCAUAGAAACGCAAAUGGAGCGCUUCAAAAUAGUGGAGAGAGAAACUAAGACAAAGGCGUACUCUAAAGAGGGCUUGGGUCUGGCCCAGAAGGUGGACCCGGCCCAGAAGGAGAAGGAGGAGGUCGGCAACUGGCUGACGAACACCAUCGACACCCUAAACAUGCAGGUGGACCAGUUUGAGAGCGAAGUGGAGUCUCUGUCGGUCCAGACCAGAAAAAAAAAGGGAGACAAAGAGAACCAGGACCGCAUCGAGGAGCUGAAGAAGUUCAUCGAGAAGCAUCGGCACCACAUCCGGAUGCUGGAGACGAUCCUGAGGAUGCUGGACAACGACUCGAUACAGGUGGACUCCAUCAGGAAGAUCAAGGACGACGUGGAGUAUUACCUGGACUCCUCGCAGGAUCCGGACUUUGAGGAGAACGAGUUCCUCUACGACGACCUGGACCUGGACGACAUCCCUCAGACGCUGGUCGCCACCUCCCCGCCCGGAAACUCUCAAUUGGAGGACGAGAUCUUUCAGAACUCCAGCAGCACGCCGAACUCCACCACCUCGUCCUCGCCCAUCCCCCCGUCGCCAGCCACCUGCACUACGGAGAACUCGGAGGACGACAAGAAGAGGGGCCGCUCCACGGACAGCGAGGUCGGGCAGUCACCUGUGAAGAACGGGAACCCCUCCUCCUCCUUGUCCUCCUCCUCCUCCUCAUCGUCCUCCUCCUCCUCCUCCUCUUCCUCUUCAUCCUCCGUCUCAGGACUGAACUCGUCCUCGCUCGUCUCCGUGGCCAACAUUGCCGGAGGGGGGCUCGGCGGCUCCGGGGGCGGCGGCGGCGGCCACCUGGGCGGCCUGGGGGGCCUCCUCUCCAACACGUCCGCAGGCAGCUACAGCAACGCCACCCAGCAGCCCCCCCACCCGUCGGCGGUCAAAAACUUAGUCGGUGCCUCCACCUCGGCCCCCAUCUCCAUCCCCAGCGCCUCCGCCAACAGCCACAUGGUCUCCUCCUCCUCCCCCCCCAACGCCAUCACCCAGGGGCUCUUCACCUCCAUGUCGCAGCCUCAGGGCUCCACCCCCUCCUCCAACAGCCUGGGCCUCAGCCUGGGCCUCUCGCUGGGGAAAGGCGGCAUGUCCGGCUCCAUGUCCGGGGGCCCCAUGUCCGGCAGCCUCGGCCUGUCGGGGAUGUCGGCGUCCCUGAGCAACAUGGCGAGCCUCCUGUCCGGCUCCACCCCGGCGCCCUACUCGCAGGCCGCCGCCGCCUCGGGGGCCAUCGGCUCCGGCCUGCCGGGCUCCCUGGGUGGCAUCGGCAUCAACCCCACCACCACCAACAGCUCGGCGGGCUCCAUCGGCAGCGGGAGCAUCACGGUCGGCGGACCCACCUCCUCCUCCUCCUCGUCCUCCUCGUCCUCCGGCGGCCUGCUGGGCCCGGCGCCGGGGCUGGGCGGCGUGGGCUCCGGGAUGCUGGGGCUGAGCUCCGGUCAGUCUGGGAUGCAGGGGUCCUCGCUGAUGUCCCUGAGCCCCGUCGGAGGCCUGGCGCCCGGCGGCGGCGUGGGAGUCAUCGGGAGCAGCGGGGGCGGCUCGGUGACCGGGGGCAGCGGCGUUCUUGGCGGCGGCCUGGCGCUCUCCGUCAGGCCGCCUGCCGGCCAGCAGAAGCAGAACGGCAGCACGAGUUACAGCGCCGUGGUGGCAGACAGCACGGCGGACUCCGCCUUCACCAGCGCCAGCCAAUCACAAAGCAGCCAAUCCAUGUCCUUGACCUCCACAGCCAAUCAGCCUAAGGACACUUGUUCCAGUUUACUGGGAUCCAUUUGUUUGACGUCCAGCUCGCCGUCGCCGGCGUUCUACAGCGAGGCCAAGACGGUGGGCGGCGGCCUGCUGAACGGCCCGCUGUCGUACUCGCAGCCCUCCGACGGCAUCAAGCCCCAGGAGCCUCUGAGCAGCCUGAAGUCCAUGGCCGAGCGCGCAGCACUCAGCUCAGGGAUGGAGGGAGACGUGUCCUCCCUGCACCUCACCCCAGUCUCCGUCUCCCGCCUCUCCUCGGACAUCUUCCCCAGCAGCACCGUGGCCCCCUCGGGCCCCCCCUCCUCGGCGCCUCAGCUCUCGCUGUCGGAGGUCAGCAUCCCCCCGUCACUGGGGGUCUGCCCGCUGGGGCCGGUCCCCCUGUCCAAAGACCAGCUCUACCAACAGGCCAUGGAGGAGGCGGCGUGGACGCACAUGCCCCACCCGUCCGACUCGGAGAGGAUCAGGCAGUACCUGAUGAGGAACCCCUGCCCCACCCUGCCUUUCCACAACCAGGUGCCACCGCCUCACUCGGACACCGUGGAGUUCUACCAGAGGCUUUCCACAGAAACCCUCUUCUUCAUCUUCUACUACCUGGAGGGCACGAAGGCCCAGUAUCUGGCAGCCAAAGCCCUGAAGAAGCAGUCGUGGAGGUUCCACACAAAGUACAUGAUGUGGUUCCAGAGGCACGAAGAACCCAAGACCAUCACGGACGAGUUUGAGCAGGGAACCUACAUCUACUUUGACUACGAGAAAUGGGGCCAGCGCAAGAAGGAGGGCUUCACCUUUGAGUACCGCUACCUGGAGGACCGAGACCUGCAGUGACCUGCAGCGACCUGCCGGGGCGGCGGGGGGGCCAGGUGGCCGGGGCGACGGGGCCAGCGGCUGACAUUCCUGGCUUACACCUCGGCCCGUUUGGUGGGGGUGGGGGAGAGCGGGUGACCCUCCGAACCCUGCCUCAUUAUCCCCGCCCCCAACCUGCAGAAGUGACUCCUCCCACUCCCUCAUCCUCCUCUUCCUCCUCUUUCUCCUCCUCUCCAUAAUCAGGCUUUUUCUUUCAAUUAUUUCCAUCUUUUCCUGAACUGGAACUUUCUUUAAAUCAAGACUCUUUGUUGUUUUGGAAGAUUUAUACACAGAAGAAAAAAUAAGAAUCGUUAUUCAGCCCUGAAGAACCAAAGAUAGUUGGUUAAUCCCUCAGUAAAAGCCUGACCGUCAUAAACACACACACACACACUAAAUCAGUGCUAAAAAGCAUCAUUUUUCUGUGGGACGGAAAAUCUUGGUGCUAAUCUAAACUUUUUUUUGAGGGGGGGUGGAGGUUGUUCCCCUGGAGCACCUUUUAAACCGAGGCCUCACCAACGCAGCCGUCUGCUCACCCAGGUAGUAAAACCAAGCGCCCCCACCGGCUGGAUGCGGCUGCUUGGUUUUUAGUUUGAAUCCUUCGUCUGUUUCCUGGUGUAAAAACACCUUAAAGGUCACACGCACGCUGACGCUCCCUUUGGAAGUGGGGGGGUUGGGUCGCUCCCGCUGGGUCACAUGGGGUCUUUUAGGAAAUCAAAGCUCACCCAAAGUUUCAUUAAAACAGAACGUUUUUGCUAAUGUUCCUCCGCUGGUGUCGAGUCCACAUUUUGGGGCCCGGCGGGUUGGACGUGUGCAAUAUGAAGCACCGCGGGCAGUUAGCUUAGCAUAAAGACUCCUACAGUUAGCCUCACUGGGAGCAACGUUUCUCCUCAGAUCAUCACACACGUAUGUAGAUGAUCCUGUUCCAGUCUCAUUCUCUGGAUUAAUCUCAGAUUCAUCAAACUGCUCCAUCACUGUGGGCGAUGGAUGCUACCAGCAGCUGGAUCAACAGCCCCCCCCCCCCGCCCCACCUCCUCCUCUCUCUGUGCUGAAGAGCACAAACACCAGCGCUGCUGCCCACAUCUCCUCCGUCCUCCAGCUCUCCGCUUCCUCACUGGAGGGGUUUUCUUUUUUCCGACCUGGGCGCACAAUAAACACACAAUAAACACAAACACACACACACACACGCGCUUCCUGGCGCUCACCACCACCAAGUCAUUCCACAUCCUGACUGCUGCAGAAACACACCGCAGCGUUUUCCUUUUUCACUCUUUAUGUUUUCAUUCAUCUUUAAUUGGAUGUCUCACUCCAUUUCUCUCACUCCUCCUCUUCCUCCUCUUUUCAUGCCAGGUAGAUAUUUCCUUUAUUUCUCAGGAAGUAUUUGAUAGAUCAUUUUUACGAGGAAAUGUAUCCGCCAGCAGCACAACAAACAACUAGAUAAUCUCUCCUGACACUUCUGACUCUUAACCCAAAUUCUCAAUCAUUUGUCUUUGGGGACGUCGUCUCACCAACAGACUUCUUCUUCUUCUUCUUCUUCUUUUUUUUUAAAUCGCAAAAUAUUAUCCUCCAAUGUUUGGAGCCGCACUGGAGAAAGAGCGAGAGAACCUCUGUCUGUUUACCAUGGUACAGAGGAUGGGGGGGGGGG